AUGGAUAAGUUCUUGGUCAAAAGGCCUUCCCCAGGCAAGAACAAACAAGAACCCUUAGAGAUGAAGGGAGGAGGGCUGGACUGUAUGAGAGAUGGGGGAGAGAAGAAAAGGCCCCGGUCAGAAAUGCCAGGUGCAGAUGAGUCUUUGGUGCAUUCUCCAUGGAAGCAAAUCCGGGCUGAGGGUCUGAACUGCGAUUACAAGAUCCUGUUCGGCAAAACUGAGGCUGACAAGAUUUUCCAGGAGCUGGAAAAGGAAGUGGAAUAUUUUGAAGGUGAUCUUACUAAAGUGCAAGUGUUUGGCAAAUGGCACAACAUCCCAAGGAAGCAGGUGACAUAUGGAGAUCCUGAGUUAACGUACACUUACUCAGGUGUUACCUUUUCUCCUAAGCUAUGGAUUCCAGUUCUCAACCGUAUCAGAGAGCGCAUCACCCUGGCCACUGGACACACUUUUAAUUUUGUUCUUAUUAACAGAUAUAAAGAUGGCUGUGAUCACAUAGGUGAACAUCGAGAUGAUGAGAGAGAAUUGGUUCCACGGAGUCCCAUCGCAUCAGUGUCCUUUGGAGCCUGCAGGGACUUUUUCUUCAGGCACGGUGCUUCCCGAGGGAAAAACGCCUCAUGCCACAUUGAGCCAGUCAAGCUGCAGCUGGCCCAUGGCAGUUUACUAAUGAUGAACUACCCCACCAAUGUGUACUGGUAUCACAGCCUGCCCACCCGCAAGAAGGUGCUAGCCCCAAGAAUCAACCUGACAUUUCGGAAAGUGAUGGCUUUACCCAAAAAAUGA
Molecule: messenger RNA, 780 nt
Organism: Emys orbicularis (European pond turtle)
Lineage: Eukaryota; Metazoa; Chordata; Testudines; Emydidae
Gene: ALKBH2
Product: alkB homolog 2, alpha-ketoglutarate dependent dioxygenase
Exons: 3
Coding region: 1-780 (259 amino acids)
Biological process (GO): DNA alkylation repair; DNA repair
Molecular function (GO): ferrous iron binding; cytosine C-5 DNA demethylase activity
Source: RefSeq, a predicted model, not a curated record